AGAGAGAGAGAGAGAGAGAGAGAGAGAGAGAGAGAGAGAGAGAGAGAGAGAGAGAGAGAGAGAGAGAGAGAGAGAGAGAGAGAGAGCAGCCGCCGGCCCAUUGAGGAAAGAUGGCUACAGUCAGUGCAAACGGAGUGCAGCAGGAGAAUGGAUUCAGCACCACGAACAGCGCCGGCAGGAUGAACGGGCUCACCAUCGGACAGAACACCAUCCCCAUGAAGGACCACGACGCCAUCAAGCUCUUCAUCGGACAGAUUCCCAGAAACCUGGAGGAAAAAGACCUGAAACCCCUGUUUGAGGAAUUCGGAAAGAUAUACGAACUCACUGUACUGAAAGACAGGUUUACGGGAAUGCAUAAAGGAUGUGCCUUUCUAACAUACUGCGCCAGAGAGUCUGCACUGAAGGCCCAGAGCGCCCUCCAUGAACAGAAGACUCUGCCAGGGAUGAACCGCCCCAUCCAGGUGAAGCCAGCCGACAGUGAAGGACGAGGAGAAGACAGGAAACUGUUUGUGGGAAUGCUCGGCAAGCAGCAGAGCGAGGACGAUGUUCGACGGCUGUUUGAGACCUUCGGCCAGAUCGAAGAGUGCACCGUCCUACGAGGGCCUGAUGGGGCCAGUAAGGGCUGUGCCUUUGUCAAGUUCUCCAGCCACGCAGAAGCGCAGGCUGCCAUCAACAGCUUACACGGUGGACAGACAAUGCCUGGAGCCUCAUCCAGUCUUGUGGUAAAGUUUGCGGACACUGACAAAGAGAGAACCCUACGUAGGAUGCAUCAGAUGGCAGGCCAACUUGGCAUCUUCAGUCCCAUGACUAUCCAGUUUGGGGCCUAUGGCGCCUACUCUCAUGCUCAGAUGAUGCAGCAACAAGCAGCCCUGAUGGCGGCGACACAAGGGUCCUACAUGAAUCCCAUGGCAGCCAUCGCUGCCGCACAAAUGCAGCAAAUGGCAGCUUUCAACGUCAACGGCUUGGUGGCAACUCCAAUGACGCCGUCGUCAGGAACCAGCACACCUCCAGGCAUCAGCGCCACAGCGGUGCCCAGCAUAGCCACGCCUAUUGGUGUCAACGGAUUCAGUGCCCUUCCACCUCAGACUAAUGGGCAGCCCACCUCUGAGCCUAUUUACACCAAUGGUAUUCAUCCUUAUCCAGCACAGAGUCCGACGGUCACCGACCCUCUCCAACAAGCUUAUGCUGGAGUCCAACACUACGCAGCAGCCUAUCCCGCUGCCUAUGCGCCAAUCAGCCAAGCGUUCCCCCAGCAACCAACCAUCAUUCCCCAGCAACAGAGGGAAGGUCCAGAAGGUUGCAACCUGUUCAUUUAUCACUUGCCGCAAGAGUUCGGAGAUGCGGAGCUAAUGCAAAUGUUCCUGCCUUUCGGCAAUGUGAUCUCCGCCAAAGUCUUUGUGGACCGAGCAACCAAUCAGAGCAAAUGUUUUGGUUUUGUGAGUUUUGAUAACCCAUCCAGUGCUCAAGCCGCUAUCCAGGCCAUGAAUGGCUUUCAGAUCGGCAUGAAGAGGCUGAAGGUGCAGCUAAAGCGGCCAAAGGAUGCCAACCGACCUUACUGACUCAUCUACUGUCAAUACCCAGUGUGCAGUGGCCUUUCUCCGCUAUAGCCACACACACUCCCCUUCCCACACCUGUCACGGGGCCAAGUUCCCACAGCUGAUGAAGGGCCACAACACCUUAUUUCCACAAGUGCAGUAAAAGUACAAAGACUUCUUGCUCUGCUACAUAUCAUGAAGGAAGGGUGGUCCCUUGAUCCUGCUGGAAACCCUCUGAAAGAUUGGGUGACUAAGUGAAGGAUCCCAGUUCCACCCCCCCCCCCCCCACCCCCACCCCCCUUUCUUUCUUCGCAAAUGCCUCUUUUUUCCCUGUUUUGCUUCUGCGCCUGUGGAAGAAGAUUUGUUGCAGAGACCAACUUUUUUGCUGCUGUUUUUUUUAGACGUGAUUGGGGGAAAAAAAAAAAAAAAAACCUUUAUAGACUCAUUAUGCUCAAAGCAUGCAUACUGACACAGGAUAUAAAUAGACAUGCAUAAACACUAAUAGCAAACCAAACACACGUUUAAAGAAAUACACCUGAAAAAAAAAAACAAAACAAAAAAGAACUGAAAAAAAACCUCUUUGUAUAUGUAUAAAUACGUGCAAAUGCCAACUCAAGAACUGAAGCAAAUACAUGCGCCUGCGCAAACACACACAAACACACACACAUACACACACACCAGCCUGCUGCCAUUUUGGUUUUUUGUGCCUACACAGGUGUUGUGCUCUGUGAAAGGGCAAGCUCUGAAUAGAAGAAGAAAAGAAGAAGAGGAGAAUCCAGGAAAACUUACAUGCAUCAUUCCUUAGGAAAUAGGGACCAAAGGACUAAAUGCUUUUUAAAAGAAUAUAAAUAUAUAAAUAUAUAAAUAUAUAUUUAAAAACUCAUACCUUGUAGCUGCAAGUAUUACAAUUUAUUCGUAGUCAAAAAAGUCAUUAAAUCAAUAUCCAGUGGCCUACUGUAAGUAUGAAUAAAAAGAAUGUGGAAAUAAUGUAUUAAAAAAGACAGAAUUGUAGUAUAGAGGGUUCACUGUUUCCUCUGGAUGCUGAUUUAGCACCAGGUUGUAGAAUAGUAAAAGUAGUUUAGAAAAAAAAAGUACAUUUACCAACACCGACAUUUGCUGUUGUUGAAAAGAUACUUGAAGUUGUAAUGAAAA
This is a messenger RNA of Thalassophryne amazonica, 2687 nucleotides long. RefSeq names its product CUGBP Elav-like family member 4. Bases 111 to 1559 code for a protein of 482 amino acids. Gene Ontology annotation, biological process: mRNA splice site recognition; regulation of alternative mRNA splicing, via spliceosome. NCBI's taxonomy places the organism in Eukaryota, Metazoa, Chordata, Actinopteri, Batrachoidiformes, Batrachoididae. Gene Ontology annotation, cellular component: nucleus; ribonucleoprotein complex; cytoplasm. The record is from RefSeq and is a predicted model, not a curated record. Gene Ontology annotation, molecular function: mRNA binding. The transcript has 14 exons.